Rhincodon typus (whale shark) is the source of this 3105-nucleotide messenger RNA. It is a transcript of the gene mul2, whose product is annotated as mitochondrial E3 ubiquitin protein ligase 1a. Lineage: Eukaryota; Metazoa; Chordata; Chondrichthyes; Orectolobiformes; Rhincodontidae. The record is from RefSeq and is a predicted model, not a curated record. Gene Ontology annotation, biological process: protein ubiquitination; organelle organization. The coding region runs from base 224 to 1279 and encodes 351 amino acids. The transcript has 6 exons. Gene Ontology annotation, molecular function: ubiquitin-protein transferase activity.
AGGGGAUCGACCUCUUGUCUAUAUCCGUGGUGGGUUUAGGAGCCAGUGGGGAGUAUCUGAGGCCGGUGUGACUGUGUGUGGGCCGGAGAGCCGUUCCCUUGAUAAUGCAGUGUGAGAACUGUCUAAAAGAAAUUGCUAAGAAUUGUUAACAAUCUGGCUCCUACACUGCAUAUUGUUAUCUUCUGACAGUCCUUUAAAGAAAUUGGUUGAAUCCAACUACAAGAUGGACAGGAUUCCUGUGUCAAAUGUGGAGCUGGUCUGCUUCGGGUCAAGCUUUGCAUUUUCUGGGUUGUUUUACUAUUUGUAUAGAAAGAAAAGAGCAACAGUGAAAGUAUUAAAGGAAGCCCCAAAAUUCCAGAUCAACAAGCAGUUGGUGGAUUUUUUGAAUGCCACUCCAGGAAAAUGUGUGGAGUAUGCUAUUGUGGAAGGUAUCACUCGACCAGUUGGGGAGCGUCUGCGGAGCCAUUAUCAGGAUGACUGCACUGGGGUAAUGCAGCGGCUUAUUUUGAAAGAGCACAAACUGAUCUGGAAUAAUUUGGCUAGGAGUUGGAAUGAUAGUGAAAGGAUUAUACAUCAAAGAGUGAAUGUUGUGCCCUUUGACCUGAUAUCCCCUGAAGGAGGGAAGACUUCAAUCCGUGUGAUCAACCCACUGGAAGCAUCAGGUCUGCAGUUUGAAACAGUGUAUGAACGGUUUCACCAAGCAACACAAGGUUUCACUGAUAUUAUUGGGCACUAUCUAAGCGGUGAGAAACCCAAAGGCUUCUUGGAAACUGAAGAGAUAGUCCGGGUUGGAGCCACUUUAACCGGAAUUGGAGAACUAGUUUUGGAUUCUGACAAGAUCAUCAAGCUUCAGCCUCCGAAAGCAGGUCUGGAAUAUUUUUUAAGCAGCUUGGACUUCCCAAGUAUCCUGAAACAGCAGGAAUCGAGCGUCAAACUUUGGAAGAUGUUCAUGACCAUCUGUACGUUAACGGGCAUUGCAGUGAUUUUAGUUGUCCUGCGCAGAAUGUACCAUGAGUUCAGUGAAAAACAGGAACAGGAGGAACUGAGAAGGAGCUAUGAACGGUUCAACGAAAGCAGAGGUAUCACAGGUUCGACAGCAGAUGGUGAUGAAAUACCAGAGAAUGCAUGUGUAAUUUGUUUAUCCAAACCACGAGAAUGUGUCUUCCUGACCUGUGGGCAUGUUUGUUGCUGCUAUGAUUGUCAUCGGGCUCUUCCCUCCCCAAUUUGUCCAAUUUGUAGAAGUUAUAUAGCUAGAAUUGUACCUCUUUACCAAGCAUGAAAGUGUAUUCCACACACUAUACAAAUCAAUCAAGUGCCUUUAAUUGCUGAUCUGCACCAGAAUGUCAAGUUAAUGUGUUUAUGUGGUGACCCCACUCCCAUCACUAUGCUUUCAUUUUAAUACUGUGUUACUGUCUGAUGUUCCCUUUGUGUUAGCCACAACACCCAAAUUAGCACUCAAGUUUCUGAAUGUGUGAUCAUUGCCAUUGGUUAAUGGAUGAAUGACAGUGACAUAUGCUAAAAAGAGAUUCAUCAGUAUCUUCUGAUAUACUGCACAAUACCAUAUAUCGACAAAGAUCUAGCCAAACUAGUUAACCUGGAUUGGUAUUGAUACCACAUGGAACUUUUUUAACAAGGCACCUUUGGACCAUGGAGAAAAACCAUCAUGAAAUAAAUUAGAAACACUGAACAUAACCAACCAUUCCUCAGCCAGCAUUUCAUAGUGUCACCAGUAAUUUGUUUUAGCCUGGUGCAAAAAUGCACAUUAAAGCAGACUGGCAUGCUGGAGUCACUUCAACUUGGAUUGCAGCAUGGUGAGUUCCUCCAAAAUCUGCAGUUGUGUCCCUACACUAACUUUCAAAACAACUAAUCAACAUUUUCUUACAUUAGAAGACACCUUUGUUUUUUUUAAAAAAAAAGCAGUGAGUGUACUGCCAGGGAGGUGAGACUAGAAACAUGAGUGGACAUUUUAUGCCUGUUCUGGCACUUCCAUCAAUCUAGUCUUAAUUUCUCAGCUGAUUCCAGUUUUCUUACUGAUUUCAGCUAUUCACAAGCGAGGAAUACCAGUGCAUAAAUGAUUGGAAAAGCUAGUGGCAUGAUAAUUUAUAUUGUUGAAGCUGAAUACCGGCAAUGUAAGAUUGCAGUCAUAUAAGUAACAGAAAUUGUUACUUAAGUACUGUUUAAUAUUUUUGCACUGAAAUUAAUGACCUCUCUCCAUGAUUGCUUUCUACCUUGAUAAAAGAGAGUGAAGUUUUUCCCUGGCACUAGUAAUGCUGAGAUAAUGCUGUAACUUUCACAUAAACUGGGGGCAAUGUGGUCAGAGAGCAAAACAACAGGGAAAGGAGACCAAACAGUUUGAAGGGCAUGAAGGAGAAAGAAGGAAGGAAACUUGAGAGAUUUGCGCAGUACAAAAAAUGUAUCCCUUUUUAAAAUGUGAAAAACUGUCUAAAACAAUAUUAGUUUUUAAUGGGCCUUUUUGUGAAUUAUAAUCCUGUCCUAAAAUAAGAAAUGUACUAUGAGGUGAGUUUAUUUGCCUACAUCGUACAUUAGAUGAUAAGAAAGUGGAAUACAUCUGGACUGUUUAGGGUUACUUAUCUUCUAGUUAAAUUUACAUGUUUAUAUAUUCUGUAUUAUGUGGCAGCUCUUUGUUCCUCAUUUGACUUUGCUGUUACCUGCAGACUUAGCUCCUUACUGUGACUCCUUUGGUCACAAAAUACAAGAAUUUCCAUUCACUAAUACUGUGCUUAUAAUUCUUUCACUUUAUUUUUGAUUUACUUUUAAAUGUGCACUCAGACUUGGUCGUGUGUGUGUGUGUGUGUGUGUGUGUGUGUGUGUGUGUGUGAGAUUUUAUUUGCUCAUCUAAAAAUACUGUUUUCAUUUGCCAGUGAAUCUCUUGUAUUAGUCUGUGACCCCCUCCAUAUGGUGCAGUUAUAAAAACUGUAUCAGAAGCGCAAUGAAAUUAUUUUUUCAAAGCUGAUUUUUUUCAGAAAAGUCCAAGGCAGUAAUUAUUUUUGUUGUAGGAAGUAAACAUUGGAAUGUAAUUGUUAUUGAGGUAUACCUGUUGGUCUAUGAUAAAGACUAAAUAAAAGCAUUUGCUGAUGACUGUUA